This is a messenger RNA of Coffea arabica (coffee), 429 nucleotides long. RefSeq lists its product as uncharacterized. The record is from RefSeq and is a predicted model, not a curated record. Lineage: Eukaryota; Viridiplantae; Streptophyta; Magnoliopsida; Gentianales; Rubiaceae.
AUGGCGGAUGAGAGAACUUUGAGAGAAUUUGCUACUUCUUAUUUAAAUCAGCAACCUCUUUGCAUCACAUACCCUGCUUUAGAUGUACCAUUUGAGUUAAAAUUUGGUUUAAUUCAUUUACUUCCUUCUUUUCAUGGGCUUCCAGGUGAAGAUCCUCACAAACAUCUAAAGGAAUUUCAUAUGGUAUGUUCGACCAUGAAGCCCCAAGGAGUCAUUGAGAAGCAAAUAAAAUUAAGAGAUUUUCCCUUUUCUUUAGCUGAUAAAGCAAAGGACUUGCUCUAUUAUCUGCCAUCUGGAUCAAUCACUACUUGGGCUGAGACGAAGACACAGUUCCUUAAAAAAUUGUUUCCUGCCUCCUGGGCUACAAGCAUUAGAAAAGAUAUCUGUGGGAUUAGACAAUUUAAUGGAGAGACGUUGCACGAGUAUUAG